AUGGGAGAUGACACCUGCAUGCUGCUCUUGAACAAUGAAGACGAUGUGACAAAGCAGAUCCUUUACGAAAGUGAUGAGCGACUGAAGCGGUACAGAAAGAUCUCAAUCGAGGACCCGGAUCAUGUGCAAUUUGAGUUGGAUCUGACGGUGAAGGAAAGCCCUUUGGUGAAUGGCUUGCUGACUUUGGUGUCUGUUGCAACCUUCCUGGCCGGUUUCGUGGCCACUGACUUCAGUGGAUUCCAAUCUGAGGAUUGGCAAGACGUCCACUGGAUCUGCAAGUGGCUCUACGUGUGCUUGUUGGCGUAUGCUGAAGGCGCGUGCCUCUACAUUGCCAUUUGUGGCACCAUGGCAUGUGCAACCCACCUCCGUGCAGCUAACCAGAUGGAAAGAUGGGAGAACCGGUGCCGCAUUGCACUGGAACCUGUCCUACAGAAUCUGGACCAACUCAAAGGAAAGCGUGUGGACACCAUUGAGGCGGUCCUAAGAGCUGUUAUUCACAGUGAGUCGGACUGGGUAAAUACUUGUGCUGUGGCCCUUGGGACCGGAUGGGAUAUACCAAUGGUGCGCUGGGAUUUUAAGCCAGGUCCUACAGGUUCAGAUGGAGAAUUCCUUUUGACCAUCAGGGAUCCUGUGAGCAUCAUGGGGGUUGCAUGCGGCUUGUUGUAUCUCACCGAUCUCAACUUUCCCAUUGCUAUUUGGUGCUUCCUCUCCGCGCAGACCCUAAAGGCUUUGAAGGGUGAGCCUCUGCAUAUCGUGCUGAGCAUUGUUUUGAUCAUCGCUUUCUGGCUGCUGAAGAUGGGCUACAGCCUGCGCACCCUCUACAAGAAAAUCUUGGACUGA
Symbiodinium sp. CCMP2592 is the source of this 840-nucleotide messenger RNA. The record is from the annotation of a GenBank genome assembly. Lineage: Eukaryota; Dinophyceae; Suessiales; Symbiodiniaceae.